UUCUGCCCCAGAUGCUCCUUGAAAUGGGUGGCAGCAGCUCCUGGGAAGGGUGUCUUGACCCGCUACGGGAAGGAUGGUGAGGUCAGAAAGGAGAUGAUGUGGCCACCAUGGAGAUGCUUGCUGGGAUCACCAGCUCUCCCUGAUCCUCAGGGAGGAAGAGUGGCAGGUAAUAUUCCACGAUGUGAAUGUAUUGACUGAAAAGUUGUUUCCAAUAGUCGAAGCCAUGCAGAAACACUUCAGUGCUGGAUCCGGGACCUACUACAGUGAUUCAAUCUUCUUCUUGUCGGUCGUGAUGCAUCGUAUCAUGCCCAAAGAAAUAACGCGAAUCAUCCAGGUAGACUUGGACCUGAAAUACAAGACCAACAUCCGAGACCUGUUUGAGGAGUUUGACAACUUCCAGGAAGGAGCUGUCAUUGGGAUUGCCAGGGAAAUGCAACCAGUUUACAGGCACACAUUCUGGCAGUAUCGCCGCGAAAACCCCCAGACCAAAGUGGGAGAGCCCCCUCCUGAUGGGCUGCCUGGCUUCAACAGUGGCGUCCUGCUUCUGAAUUUGGAAGCCAUGAGGCAGUCCAAGCUCUACAACCAGCUGUUGGAGCCUGCCAUGGUGCAGAAGCUCACAGAGAAGUACCACUUCAAGGGCCACCUUGGGGACCAGGAUUUUUUCACCAUGAUUGGGAUGGAGCACCCAGAACUAUUCCACGUGCUCGACUGCACAUGGAACCGGCAGCUUUGCACGUGGUGGAAGGACCACGGCUACAGCGAUGUGUUUGACCAGUACUUCCAGUGUGAAGGUGAGGUCAAAAUUUAUCAUGGGAACUGCAACACUCCAAUCCCUGAAGACUAGGGCACCUGCCUCUUCUGGGAGAAGAUCUGCAUGGCUGUUUGGCUGGUGACUACAAUAAUCCCUACAAAGCCAUACAAGAGCCAUACAGACCCGUAGUGGCUGCACCGGUAGUCCUUCUGGAAGGGUGGCCGGCCUGAUCCAUUGCAUCCCUGGAGAAUCUGCAUCGCAGAGGGAUUCCUGAAGACCCCAGGAAUGUUCACUAUUCCACUACCUAUAGCCUCAUUGCUCCAGGAGAAAGUGCGGUUUAGUGGCCAGAGCGGGACUCUUGCAGUCGACCUGCCUAGGCUCCUUUCCUAACUCUGACACUGGCUCACCUUGUGACUUUGGGCAAGACCAUGGUGCACAUCUCUGCUACACUCUUGCCAGCAUUGACUGCCCUUCUUCCCUGCCAGGCCUGGAGGCUGCACACAGCAGUGCUAGGGACAGCUGAGGAGCUUUCAGUUGGUCACUGCUUUUGCACACUUGCUGAAGGUGCUGGCUCCUUGGGUGCUCUGCAGCACUGCACCAUCUAAUGGUUGACAGGAGUUCACAGCUAGGCAGUUGGGGGUUCAUUUUAGCAUUCCUUGGUGGCCCGUUUCUGCACCUCAUGCAGAGCAUCCGUCUGGUCUAUCUCAAGAGCAGACACUGUCCUCAGGUCAUCUUCCUUUUGAAGCAUUCCAGAUAGGCAAAAGGGUUUUAAAGACUGACAAAGCUGCUUUAAAUUGGGUUACCUAUGAACAAAAAUUGAAUGCUAGAUGAGCUUUAAAGCCUUCCGUUGGUUCUUCUUAGCAAUAAAAGCUUUACUGCCGUAUCUUGUCUUAAAAGCAUUCAGUGAGCGUGUGCAAAUAGGUUCAUUUUUGUAGCUUUGCCUUUAACCUUUUGUACUGUAAUAAAGCUGCAGAUGUAAAACACACUUUGCUGGUUUUCUGCAGCACAACUAAAGUCACAUGUCAUAGGAGUUUUUGUGUUCUUUUUAUAAUGAUUAAAAAGUAGUUCAUAAACAUC
Messenger RNA from Rhea pennata, 1828 nucleotides. It is a transcript of the gene XXYLT1, whose product is annotated as xyloside xylosyltransferase 1. Gene Ontology annotation, biological process: protein O-linked glycosylation via N-acetylgalactosamine. NCBI's taxonomy places the organism in Eukaryota, Metazoa, Chordata, Aves, Rheiformes, Rheidae. Gene Ontology annotation, molecular function: xylosyl alpha-1,3-xylosyltransferase activity. Bases 224 to 844 code for a protein of 206 amino acids. The transcript has 5 exons. Gene Ontology annotation, cellular component: endoplasmic reticulum membrane. The record is from RefSeq and is a predicted model, not a curated record.